Molecule: messenger RNA, 538 nt
Organism: Amoebophrya sp. A120
Lineage: Eukaryota; Dinophyceae; Syndiniales; Amoebophryaceae
Source: the annotation of a GenBank genome assembly
GACGAGUCGUACUGGCGGUCUCAAAAUAAAUCAACACAUUUCAGGAGCCUCCCUCGAGUGAAAAAUAUUAAAGAUCCGAACGCGUCGGAGGAAGUAGCACGAAGUAGAACGCAAGCAAAAUCUUUGUGAGAGGCCGUGAGCAACUACAAAACUAAGAGCUGAAAAAUGCAACAAGAACAACUUCUGAGAGAGGGGCGCGGGAGAUGUUCGCGAUCGGUUUCUUCUUCUCUUCCUCAUCCGGUCUGCACCUUCUUCUGCAGACGGCAGCGCAAAAACGAAAACAACAGGCCACGCCAAAUUCUAGAACAAGAAAACCAACCGCACCAGAGCGAGACGAAGCGGCUAGAUAUUUAUCCGGACACCGAGCUGCUGAGAUGUCGAUAGAUCCUGAUAUUGAUUAUUUCUCAAAUAGGGAUUGCAGAUUUAUCAACAUCGUUUCUCGAUUCAAGGUACAGACUCAUAAAUAUUCUGAUUCCUCCGAGCUCCAGAGUGCUGCCUUUGUGGAAGAAUCUCAGAUAGCCCGCGUGUGAAGGUAAGG